AUGCUUUCCAUAUCAAAUGUCAAUGUUGAAGAUGAUGAAGAGAAACCUCAGUCCUCACAGCUUCAUCAAAGACAAGCUGAGGAGAUGAAAACAGAAGCUGAUGGAGAGGAACCAGCCAGGAACUUAAAUCCAGAUAGACAUUUACAACCAGUUACUGAUGACAAGGCCUCAGAAAUGUCUGUAGCUGAGAUUGAAGUCAGUUGUGAUGACUGGGAGGAGACCAGGGAAAAGAAUGAAGCCCCCGUAAGCGAUAUGAUAUGUAAUUCUCCUGACAAACCGUUUAACUGCUCUGAGUGUGGUAAAAGGUUUGCGAAAAAUGGAUUUCUGGAGACACACAUGAGAAUCCACACUGGAGAGAAACCCUUCAGUUGCUCAGUGUGUGGAAAAAAAUACACAAAAAAGGGAUAUCUGAUACAACACAUGGCGGUCCACAUCGGGGAAAAACGACACAGUUGUGGCGUUUGUAACAAGAGAUUUGUUUGGCACUCAGGAGUCGAAUGCCAUAAGUGUAUCGGUUCACCUGCAAGUGGUAUGAGAUGCAGUACUGGUGGAAAAUCGUUGAACUUCUCUGAGUGUGGUAAACGACUUUGCUACAGUUAUCAUCUGAAGACAGACGCAGGAACUCAUACACAAGAGAAUCUCUUUAGUUGCUCAGUUUGUGCAAGAAAAUUUACCCAAAGGGGAUAUCUGAUACAACACAUGGCACGUCACACAGGGAAGAUACGAUUCCGGUGCUGUGUUUGUGACAAAAAAUUUGUUUACCGUCAUGAGCUUAAGAACCACAAAUGUGUCGGCGAGUCUUCACAGCUUCAUCAAAGCCAAACUGAAGGGAACAGAGGUUCAGAGCCUCCAGCCAGCAGCUCUACUGAAGAGAUGAAAACAAAAGCAGAUGGAGAAGACUGUGGAAGAUCAGAACCAGCCAGGAACUCACAUCCAGAAAGACCUUUACAAUCAGAUAGUGAUGACAAGACUUCAGACUCCUCUGAGGCUGAAGACAAAGAUGAUGAUUGGAUGGAGACCAGUGAACCUCAGUCAGGUUUAAACUUUCAGACAAAUAACAAAGUUCCAUUAAGUGAAAUGGGACGUAGCACUGAAAAUAAAUCAUAUAUUUGUCCUGAGUGUGGUAAAACAUUUUUUGGUGAAGAAAAUCUGAAGAUACACAUGAGAACUCAUGCAGGAGAGAAACCAUUUAGCUGCUCAUUUUGUGAUAAAGGAUUUACACAGAAGGGAUAUCUGAGCAACCACAUGUCCGUCCACACAGAGGAGAAACGUUUCCUGUACUGUGUUUGCGGCAAAAGAUUUGCUUGGCGUUACAACCUCAAAAAGCACAAGUGUGCUGGUGAGUCUUCCCAGCUCCAUCCAAAUCAAAUCUUGAAGAACAGAGAGGCAGAGCCGCCGGCCAGCAGCUCACAAACUUCAGACUCCUCUAAACUUCAGAUUGAAGUCACUGCUGAUGAUUCCAAGGAGACCAAGAAACCUCAGUCAGACUCUCUACAGGAAAACGACGUCCACGAAAGCAAAAGUACAUGUGACACUGAGGAGAGACCAUUCAGCUGCUCCGAGUGUGGUAAAAGAUUUCGCCGCAAGAAAAAUCUGCAGGAACACAUGAGAAUUCAUACAGGAGAAAAACCUUUCGGCUGUUCAGUUUGUAUGAAAUAUUUUUCAUGCAGUGGAUCGCUACGAAAACACCUGAGAAUCCACACCGGAGAGAAACCUUUUGUUUGCUCGGUGUGCGGUAACCGUUUUACUGAAAGUGGACAUCUGAAGGUGCACAUGAGAACACACACAGGAGAGAAACCAUUCAGUUGUUCAGUGUGUGGGAAAAGCUUUACCUGGAGGCAAAGCUUCAAUAAUCACAUGAAAUAUCAUACAGAAGAAACAAGAGAAAUGAGCUAGAGACACAUUGUGACAUUCAGGAAGAAAGCCAAACCCUUCUUAAGGAAGAAUUUUGUUUCUUUUAAGUAUUUGUUUCUUGUUAUUGAGAUAUUUCACUUUUCAAAUUUUCCCUCUACUAUUUGGGGAUUAUUGCAAGUAAAUUGCAACUGCUCUCAGUGCCACAAUUUUUUACUCUUUGCACACAGAUCAUACAAUAUGUUCCCACAGUGCCUGUUUUUUUUUUUUUAAUAAUGUAAAAAUAUUACCCGAUUGUCAAAAUCUCAUUUACAGACAUUGAACCUUAUGGCUGAAUCUUUCUUUUAAUUUAACUGCUGUGUAACAUAUAUUAUGUAUCUGUGUUCAGCUUGCAAUUUAAAAAUGGUACACACUUUCAGACAAUCUGAAAAAAAAAAAAAAAUCAGUGAUUGGAGUUUCAGUUAUUGUUGGAUGGUUUGCUAUAUCACAUUUCUUAGUUUUAAUUAACAUACAAAAUUAAUCCAGGGAUCGGCACUUUGCUUUUGCUCCACAGUGUUACUAAACUAUGACCAGGAUACACACUUAUUUCUUUAACUGUGUAUAAACCUGAUGAUUUCACAUUUUACAGGUAAAACAUGAGACUUGACAUGUAGCUGUUACCUGUUAGCGGUUAGUGUGGGGUGGCUGCUCUGCAGAUGAACUGACCAAUAGCACUGCCAAAUUUCCACUUAAAAGUAGAGAUGGAUGGUAUAAAUGACAUGUAUAGAUAAAAUAACCAGAUGACAACAAAUUAAAGGAUAAGUCUGGUGAUUUUCUAUAAUUUUCUUCCUGUCAACAAAUCUCAUGUUUGCAUCCAGAAGAGUUUGGUCAUGUUAGUUUGUUUAGAAAUGUUUCCAAAGAGUAAAAAUAGUGAUAGGAUAAUUUUUUAGGAAUACUAUCUUAUUUUUUAAACAAAGUACGGUAAGUGUUCUCUUUAGGGACGAAGGAGUGUGUCACCAAGUGGUGUGGCUCAUUGAUGUGUUUUCAAUCUCAAACGUGAGAUUUGUUGACGAUAAGAAAAAUGUAGAAAAUUGCCAGACAAAUCCUUCACACUGAUAGAACAGUACUAUAAAUCCAAAACUGCAAUAAAAGUCAUACACAUUAAUUUGGCCACACUGGACCAAAACCACCAGACAUACCAGGGUAUAAAAAUAAAGUGUAAAAAUGUCUGAGGGUGAACAACAUUUCUGUUGUCUCGUGGUAUAUAACAUCAUAUCACCCAGCCCUUAAGUUAUAUACUUCAGUUAUUGUUGCAGAAACACAUUCACAAUUCAUGUAUGGAAACUUCUCAAACCUUUUCGAUUCUACGUUUUGGUGAAUAUUUUUAAUUCUCUACCAGUUAAAUUCGUUGAGUGUGUGACUUAUUUUGUUUUUUCCUGUAUAAGAUUAUAUCAGUUGGCCUGACAGAUGUUUGAAUGUGUUGAAUCUACAUUGUAACGAGUCAGUGUGUGGUUCUAUAUAGUUUACUAUAUAUCUUAAAGUUUUAAGUUGCUGUCAGUAAAGUUUGUUUUAGAAAAAUAA
Molecule: messenger RNA, 3411 nt
Organism: Thunnus maccoyii (southern bluefin tuna)
Lineage: Eukaryota; Metazoa; Chordata; Actinopteri; Scombriformes; Scombridae
Product: gastrula zinc finger protein XlCGF57.1-like
Exons: 2
Coding region: 1-1896 (631 amino acids)
Source: RefSeq, a predicted model, not a curated record